AUGUUGCCAUGGUUGGAGCACCAGCGGUGCCGCCGUCGCCUGGUUUUGAUUUGGGUUGGUUGUCUGCUUUGGCUGUUGAUUUUCCAGUUGGGCCCACUGCACACUGUGGUAGCAACAACAGCAGGAGACUUGUCGUUUGGUCGACAAGUUUCCACACGGGUGACCGGCUUUGCCAGUUCCAAGCACACGACAUUUUUUGGAGCGCCGGUUCCAGCUUUCAAGAAUGAAGACACUCCAGACACAGACGUUCCACAACCAGAGCUUUUAGAGCCUUCUUGCCUCUAUGCGCAGCAUUCUCCCACGGAUGGAAAACUCUAUCUGCAAAAGAAUGGUACCAUUCUGCAAGUAUCUGCUGGUGAAGAGUCCUCGAAAAACUGGGACUGUCUUGCCUCUUCCAGCAGCUUCAAUGCGUCCAGCAGUUGGGUUCCAUUGGAAGGUUUGUUUGGAAUCUACACUAUUCCGUCUGGAACCAUCUGGGUGCUCAUUACAGGUUCAGAAACCGUCUAUGAAAUUCCAUCAUCCAAGCAACAACAACAACAACAACAACAACAGGAGGACGAUACCAGCUGGUUCAAAAUUCAACGUGUCACCGACUUGGAGCUGGUUCAUAUACCCUGUCGGGCGUUACCCGUCAACCAACUCAAGGAAGAACUACGACAAGUGCAGUUGCUUCGAAAGGCAUUGAAGCAGCAUAUUUUCUACUACACGCCUCAACCAUCUAUGGAACACUGUGAUGAUAACGAUAAACACGUUCCAGUCGUUCCUGACAUGACCAAGAACCUUCAAAGAUGCUUCCAAAGAAUACAAACCAAUAGGAGCGGCAAUCAACAAGACGAACCGUUGAAAACAGAGGAAGGAUUGGGGAACCAAACUCUGUCAGAUGCCGAAACGAGCAACAGCAAUGAAACCACCAAGAGCCAUAGCGACUCCUCUGCAUCCAUCGACAAGCAUGGGCACGAGCAGCAGCCGCAAGAGGAGGCUCCGUCGCAACCACCACCAAAGAAAACCAACCAGUGGUGGUGGGAAACAUUUGUCAGUUCCGACACGGCAAAACGCCAAGUAGAGGACAGUGUAGCAGAAGAUGAAGCUCUACAAGAAAACGAAACUACCGCCAGUAUCGCCGAAGAGGGGGAAACAGACGACAACAAAGAGAAACAAGAUUCUAGUGGUGUGUGGUGGGAAGAUACAGCCGACGAAAAGGACAAACCAGAUUCUCGUUUCUUUUGGAACGAAGCUGCAGUGGAACCACUGGUGCAGAGGUACAAGCAAGUUAUGCAAAGUAUUGAACAAGCCGACGAAGACGCCGACGCACUCCAGCAACAAGUGGAUGCGACAAGGAUGCUUCUGGACAACACUCUGCCUCUGACGUCGGCCUUUGUUGGGGGACAACAGCAAGUGAAGGUCGACGGGUCGUCGAAAUCUGGGCUGGUCUACGACGAGAUAUUAAUCAGUAGAAGAUCUCGGUUCAGGGCAGGCACCCGUUUCACUAAAAGAGGGGCAGAUGCAUCCGGAGCAGUCGCAAACUAUGCCGAGAGCGAACAAAUCUGCUUGGUGUACCACACGAAAAAGAAACGACAACAACUUGAACAUGUUUUCAGCCACGUACAAACACGGGGUUCUAUUCCUCUGCGGUGGUCCAGCCCUACGGACGUCAAAACUUACCGCCCACGUGUUAGAAUAGGGACAGAUCCCAUUGCUCAAACACGAGCCCUCUUGGCGCACAUCACGGAACAGUUGUCGCUCUAUUCUGCUUCUGACGAUAAAAAACAAGACUUUGGUGAGAAGAACUGCACGUCCACCAGCAGUGCUCGAUUGAUAUUUAUAAAUCUGAUUGACAAGAAGAGCGACCAGGGACGUCUAGGGCGGACGUUUGAUGCUGUGCUGAACGCCGUGCUAGAAGUCUAUGCGCCUCCCAACGCAACGCCCAACAUCUCCAGCAGCUCCGCUGAAAGUAUUGGGCAGUCCUAUGAUGGUUCAAAUAAUGAGGACGAGGCCUCACGACAAGUGAUAACCUUGGACCCGACUAGUAUACAACACGUUUGGUAUGAUUUCCAUGCCGAGGUAAAGAAUGGGCGGUGGGACCGUCUCGCCAAGUUGCUUAAGAAAACAAAGCCCGCUUUAGAGGACCAUGGCUAUUUCUCCGCCCAGGCUCCCACGAAAGACAACCCAGAGUGGACAAUCGAAAGUCUUCAAAACGGUGUUGUUCGGACAAAUUGCAUGGAUUGCCUCGACCGCACAAACGUUGUCCAAAGUCUAUUUGCAAGAGCGAUGCUCUUUCACCAGCUGCAACAACUCACACAGAAGAACAACGAGACAGCCACACACAAGCACAACGGCCUCCCCACCGGUGCUGUUUCUGCUUUUAAGAAAUCCAACUUUCUUGCGUUACCCUGGGAAAAUGGAGAAGUCUCCCAUCGACUUUUGUGGGCAGAGAAUGCAGACGCAAUUUCCCGCCUCUAUGCCGGGACACCCGCCCUCAAACGCGACUUCACGCGCACUGGCAAGCGAACGAAAUUGGGUGCCUUGGACGAUGGAAUGAACUCGCUGCAACGAUACUAUCUCAACAACUUUAUGGAUUCGGAUCGGCAAGAAGGAACGGACUUGUUGGUCGGGUAUUCCCCGUUUUCGAAUCUUGGAGGGAGUGCUGACAGCGACGAUGGCGGUGCUAGCUCGAUUGCAUCCUCGGAAGCAGGAGACCUUUCGGGAAUGAGUUUGCAGGAGGCAGCACGACAGUUGCUUUUGGGUGAAUAUGAUUCAUCAAACCAAGCUGACGACGAAAGUAGCUUUGCGCUAAUCAAGGGGUCCACCAAUCAUGAUCGUGUCUUUCCACUCGAUCAAGUCUCUGGAGGCGCAUCGUCGUCGCGCCUUUCCGUGCAACCACGCAGUCGUGUUCGCCCCUUGGAUCUCCGUUGGCUUCCCGGAGACUUGCAAGAUCACAUGCGGAGCCGUGCCCUGUCGUCGACCAGUGGAGAAGCAGCUGGAUACAGUUCUUCGGCCGCGUUGGCCGCUAUUGAUCGGAGAGCUGCCUCGGGUGACCCUUGGUGGCUGGUGCCGGAUUCCACGGACGAUGAAGAAAAGGCAAAGGAAGAAGAAGGUUCAAGCCUACAAGAUAUAAGACGAGAACCUGGAACCAUUUCAAUCCACGCCGGUUACGUUCUGAGUGCUCUGCUGAUCACCACGAGGGCCCCCGCAUCGGUGGCGGCGAUUGUCGUCUUGCUGAUGUGCACAGCAUUCCUCCCCAACGAGCCGAACGAGGAUUUAUCGUGAAAGCGGCUCUCCUUGGGAUGAAUGCACACUUGCUUGUGCUGUGGGAGGAGGGCAAUCACGUGUUGUGAAAUGGGUGAAUGAAAAUGGUUGUCCAUGGAAUGAAAUUGCAUGCUCACCUCUGCAGAAAGUGGACACUUGGACGUGAUAGAAAUGGCUGUCUAUGGGACUCAUUGACGUGUGCCUGCCCUGCCCUUUAUGGAGAUUUCGGAAUUCUCAAAUAUCUUCUUGCAAAUGUCUGCCUGUCCAUGGGAUGAUUGGACCUGCAAUUUUGCUGCUCAAGGUAGUGAAAUGGGCUCGACAGAAUGGAUGUCCGCACUGGGAAAAAUACAUUUGUACUCAGACAUUCGAACAUUCUGCAAUGGGCCCGUGGCAAUGGCAGUCCUUGGGAUGCAAAUACAUUUUGUAGUCCCAGAGUUUGGAAUGGUGUCUUGCAAACAGUUCUCCCCAAGAACGUGGCAAUGUCCUGGAGUUUUUGAGUUCUAAGUUUGCUGGUGUUGGCUUGAGAUUGGCUGACAUUGGCAUCUGCACGUAGCCCGUUGCUCACUUAGUUUGCAGUAUGGCCCUUGGCAGAGAAAGGAAAGUUAUCCCCUGUUAAUGUAAUGAUUCAAU
Messenger RNA from Seminavis robusta, 3876 nucleotides. Lineage: Eukaryota; Bacillariophyta; Bacillariophyceae; Naviculales; Naviculaceae. The record is from the annotation of a GenBank genome assembly.